UCCGGUUCUCUUGCCCCGCCCAUGUCCCUUAAGUGAAUUUUAAUUCAACUCUCUACUUCAAUUCGCCUUUCCUCUCAAAAGUCGAGAAAAUGAGCUUCCUGCUGCCAAAAUUACAAACUAAGAAAGACGUUGACCACAUUAUAAAGACCGUGGCGGAGAGGGUACUGGUUCUGCGUUUUGGCCGCGACCAGGAUACGGUGUGUUUGCAACUGGAUGAAAUUCUUUCAAAAACUGCUCAUGACCUGAGUAAAAUGGCAGCUAUUUACCUUGUGGAUGUUGACAGUGUGCCUAUAUAUACUCGCUACUUUGACAUCAGCUACAUUCCUUCCACGGUUUUUUUCUUCAAUGGCCAACAUAUGAAAGUGGAUUAUGGGUCUCCAGAUCAUACAAAGUUUGUUGGGUGUUUCAAAACAAAGCAAGACUUCAUAGAUUUAAUUGAAGUAAUAUUCCGUGGAGCAAUGCGUGGAAAGCUGAUAGUACACAGCCCUAUUGAUCCGAGGAAUAUCCCGAAGUAUGACCUCCUCUAUCAUGGCAUCUAAAUGUACUGACUGUUUGCUGUGUUUUGCAAUCAUCUCAUGGCAAAUACUUAAAACAGGAUGGAAUUUCUACUCACCUACUGUUCUCCAUUUGUUGAGGAGUAUUGGGAUUUGAUUGAAUAUUUAGAUGAUCCACAAUGUUAAUAGACAAGAAACUUCUUGGCGGAGAUUUGCAAGAAUCAUGAUGAAAGGACUCAAAAUGGAAAGUUAUGAUCCUUCAUUGCUUAGGAUUUCAGUAUCCUGGAACUCCACAUCUCCGCUCAUUGGCAAGUCUGCUGCCACAAGCUUGCCUUAAAGAUUAGCUUUGGAGAAGUAAUUCAUUUGACUGACAAUUGAUGUUUUCCUGAUUAGCACUUGAUGGGAAUUCUCUCGUCCACAGGAGUUCUUCCUGGGUCUGUGUUCCCUCGUUUAAAAUAACCGUGCUAUAUCCUAUAAACCCUAUACAUGAAAAGGGAAUUGGAAAGGAAGCAACAGUUAUUAAAAAAAAAUGGAGGAAAGAAAUGCUGUUUCUGCAUUACCACAUAUCAUUCCCAUACCAAAAUAGUAGGCAACUAACCUGCUUCCAAGCUCAUGCUCCUUUGAGCACAUCAGCAGCUGAUUUUGUUUUUUAACUUCAAGUUUUGCUUUAGCAGUUACUUGAGGACUUAUGGGCUUGAACACACCUUUGGGCAUUUCAUGGACAGUUCAAGUUUUCAGAGGCAAUGUGUCAUCAUACACCCUUGCUGAAUGUGGAUUUCUCCCUCAACCCUAUUUUCCUGUUCCAAAGAAGCUGGCUCACAUUGAUGUAUGAUUCAAGGGGUGCCAGUAACUUUGUGACACAUUGAGACCAGGGCCACUCUGCAAGAAUGAACCUACAGUUUCAGAGUUAUUUUUCACGGGAGGCAUCGCAUUCUAGUUUGAUCUUGUCCCUGUACACCUGUCUCUCUGGCACAAUACACGUGCAAAUUUUCUAGUGCUGCUCACUGCAUAUGAAUUGUGAACAGUGAGCCAGUGCUUUUUUCAUGCUGGACACCCAUGUUAAGUGUAAAGCUCCUCACCACUGCGCUGCCUGGUAUCCAUUAAUGCAGCAUAGACCUGAGACUUCCUGUUUAUCAGUGUACAAUAAUAGCGACACAGCUCCUUGUAGUCUUGCAUUUGAUUAAAAAACAAUCUAUUCUGUA
Molecule: messenger RNA, 1696 nt
Organism: Carcharodon carcharias (great white shark)
Lineage: Eukaryota; Metazoa; Chordata; Chondrichthyes; Lamniformes; Lamnidae
Gene: txnl4b
Product: thioredoxin-like 4B
Exons: 3
Coding region: 90-539 (149 amino acids)
Biological process (GO): mRNA splicing, via spliceosome
Cellular component (GO): spliceosomal complex; U4/U6 x U5 tri-snRNP complex; U5 snRNP
Source: RefSeq, a predicted model, not a curated record